AUGAGAAUACCAGCGUUCAUAUUACGACGCAAUGCUAUUAAGAAGGGAGGCCACGCGCAUUUCAGACCGUUAAUUGCGGCCAGAUUCUUUCAUCCAUCAAUCAAAAGGCUCAUAGAUUACGAUCCUUACCAAAUCUUAGGUGUAGAUAAAUCAGCAGACGCAAAGCAGAUAAAAAAGGCAUACUACGAUUUGGUCAAGAAGUACCAUCCAGAUGUGAAUAAGGAAAAGGAUGUCGAAAAGAAAUUCCACAAGAUACAACAGAGUUAUGAAAUUUUACGAGAUAAGGAAAAGAAGUCGCAGUUUGACCAAUUUGGUCCUAGUGCAUUUGACGAAAAUGGGAACCCCAAUCCAUUUGGUGGAGCUGGUGGAGGUGCAGGAGGUGCAGGAGGUGGAAACCCGUUUGCCGGUUUUGGAGGAGCAGGAGGCUUUGGCAGAUCAAGCAGUGGUGGCAACCCAUUUUCAGGUAUGGGAUUUGAUUUCGAAGAUUUGUUUAGAGAAGCAUUUGCUGGAGGAAGAGGUACCACGGGAGGAAGAGGUGGCGGAAGAGCACAUUUUGUCACUGAGCACGUAGGUGACAAUGUUGAGGUUUUGAAGCUGAUACCAUUUAAGGAUAGUAUUUUUGGAAGUAAAGUCACAAUCAACUACAAAGUCGUUGACUCAUGUGGGACAUGCAAGGGUAGUGGGUUGAAGAAGGGUGCCAAAAAGAAGACUUGUCCAACAUGCCAUGGAUCUGGACAAACAACUCAUGUAAUGGGAGGUUUCCAUAUGGCAUCCACAUGUCCAACGUGUCAAGGUUCGGGUGUGUCUAUUUCAAGGUCUGACGAAUGUGGCACUUGUCAUGGAAAUGGAGUACAAGAAGUGCCAAAAUCCACCACCAUUGAUAUCCCCCCGGGAAUCAGUGAUGGUGCCAGAAUUCGUGUCCCAGGGGCCGGUGAUGCUCCAAUGGUGACAAAAGACGAGUAUAACCAAGUUCACAACGGUGAUUUGAUUGUUAGAGUUAGUGUGCAAAAGGACCCUGUGUUUAAACGUGAAAAGAAUGAUUUAGUAGUGAAUCAAGAAAUUCUUAUGACUACAGCAGCUUUGGGUGGUGAGAUCGUGGUGCCAACAUUGGAUGGACAAAAAAUCAAGUUGAAAAUCAGACCUGGCGUUCAAUCAGGAAGGAGAUUAACUAUCCCAGAAAGAGGUGUACCGAUCAAUAGGAACAUGAAUGACAGAGGUAACUUGGACGUUGUGCUAAAUGUGAGAACUUUGGUUCCCGAGAAUCCCACACAAACGGCUCUCCUUGAAGCAUUGGCUGAUGCUUUUAAUGAUAAGCUUGCAAACAGGACUGACGCAGACUGGCAAUCGGAACUUGAAGAUAGCUUAAAUAAUGAAAAAUACCAAGAGGUUGACGAGAAAGAUUUGCAUCCAUCAAAAUUGGCAAGAAUUGGAAAAGUGUUGGGCAAAUUUUUCAAUUUUGACGCAGAUAAACAGAACAAAGACAAUGAGAAAUGA
Messenger RNA from Lodderomyces parapsilosis, 1494 nucleotides. It is a transcript of the gene MDJ1, whose product is annotated as Mdj1p. Gene Ontology annotation, biological process: response to heat; protein refolding. Gene Ontology annotation, molecular function: heat shock protein binding; ATP binding. Lineage: Eukaryota; Fungi; Ascomycota; Pichiomycetes; Serinales; Debaryomycetaceae. Gene Ontology annotation, cellular component: cytoplasm. The coding region runs from base 1 to 1494 and encodes 497 amino acids. The transcript has a single exon. The record is from RefSeq and is a predicted model, not a curated record.